CCAAACGCGAAAAGGGCACUCUCAAAAAAAAAGGAGAAAAAAAAGUAGUCUCGGCAUAUCCCCAGUUCCCCACGCUUUCUUCCUCCUCUUCGUUUGAGCCCCUGAAACACGGCCACCUCCCUUCCCUGCGCGCCGAGAGCGGAAAACCCUAGCUCCGAAUCUCCGAUCUCCCAUCCGCUUCGACGCGGAGGUCGAUCGCAAGCAGCUUGGUGAGCAGGGGCUAUGACGAGUGGCCUCUGAGUGUGCGAGCGAGCGUGUGGUUAGAUCUGAGGGCCUCGUGAUGGCGAGGGCGGCGGCGAACUGGGAGCGCCUGGUGCGGGCGGCGCUGCGGGGAGAGCGGUUGGCAGGCGCCUUCGGGGUGCCCGUCACCGGCAUCGCCGGGAAUGUGCCGUCGUCUCUCGGAAACAACGUCCACAUCGACGAGGUGCUUCGCGCCGCCGACGAGAUCCAGGAUGAGGACCCUACCGUCGCCAGGAUUCUAUGUGAGCAUGCAUACACACUAGCCCAAAAUCUGGAUCCAAAUAGCGAAGGGAGAGGUGUACUGCAGUUCAAAACAGGUUUAAUGUCAGUUAUCAGGCAAAAGCUAGCAAAAAGGGAAGGUGGUGCUAUAGAUCGAAGUCAGGAUGUUGCUAAACUGCAGGAAUUUUAUAAGCUAUACAGAGAAAAGCAUAAAGUUGAUGAAUUGUGUGAAGAUGAAAUGAAGUUGAGAGAAUCUGCUGUGUUCAGCGGUAACCUUGGAGAGUUGGAACGCAAAACUCUGAAGCGCAAGAAAGUCCUUGCUACUUUGAAGGUCUUAUGGUCAGUUAUAGAGGAAAUAACAAGGGAAAUUUCACCUGAGGAUGCAGAAAAGUUGAUAUCUGAAGAGAUGAAAAGAGUCAUGCAAAAAGAUGCAGAAAGAACAGAGGAUGUUGUGGCUUAUAAUAUUAUUCCUCUAGAUGCUUUGUCUACAACUAAUGACAUUGUGAAUUUUCCAGAGGUAAGGGCAGCUAUAUCAGCUUUGCAGUACCAUAGGGAACUUCCAAGGCUCCCUGCCACCUUCUCUGUCCCUGAUGCUAGGAAUUCCGAUAUGCUGGAUCUCUUGCACUGUGUAUUUGGUUUUCAGAAAGACAAUGUGACUAAUCAACGGGAGCAUGUUGUUCACCUGUUGGCAAAUGAACAGUCCCGACUGGGGAAACUACCAGGGAAUGAACCGAAAAUCGACGAGGGAGCUGUGCAUGUUGUUUUCUCCAAGUCCCUUGAUAACUACAUCAAAUGGUGUAAUUAUUUGCCGCUUCCCCCUGUCUGGAACAACACCGAGUCAUUGACGAAAGAAAAGAAGUUGCUAUAUGUGUGCUUAUACUACCUUAUUUGGGGAGAGGCUGCUAACGUACGAUUUCUUCCAGAAGGUUUAUGCUAUAUAUUUCAUCAUCUAGCAAGAGAACUGGAGGAGAUUAUACGGAGACAGACUGCAGAGCCUGCUGAAAGCUGCAUUUCAAAUGGUGGCGUAUCAUUUCUUGACCAAGUCAUUUCUCCUAUGUAUGAAAUCAUCGCAGCUGAAGCAGCCAACAAUGACAAUGGGCGAGCGCCACAUUCUGCGUGGAGAAACUAUGAUGAUUUCAAUGAGUUCUUCUGGUCUCCGAAGUGUUUUCAGCUUGGUUGGCCAUGGAAGAUCAGCAAUCCAUUUUUCUCUAAACCUAGUAGGAAAGAGAAGGGCUUGGUGGGUAGGAAUCAUCAUUAUGGAAAGACAUCUUUUGUGGAGCACAGAACUUUUCUUCAUCUUUACCAUAGCUUUCAUCGCCUUUGGAUUUUUUUAGUUAUGAUGUUUCAGGGAUUAAUGAUCAUUGCUUUUAAGGAUCGUAAAUUUGACAAAAAAACAGUAUUGACACUCCUCAGCCUGGGUCCAACCUAUGUCAUCAUGAAAUUUAUUGAGAGCAUAUUGGACAUUCUGAUGAUGUAUGGCGCCUAUUCAACAUCUCGUAGAUCUGCAAUUACCCGAGUUCUUUGGCGAUUCUGUUGGUUCACCGCGGCUUCAUUGGUUAUUUGUUACCUAUAUAUCAAAGCAUUUCAAGAUGGGACAAAUUCGGCUACAUUCAAGAUAUAUGUCUUUGUAAUUGGUGCAUACGUGGGCGCCAAAAUAAUUAUCGGCCUGCUUAUGAGUGUUCCUUGCUGCCACGGUUUGACCGAUUAUUGCUACCGCUGGUCUGUUGUACGCCUUGGAAAGUGGAUGCAUCAGGAGAACAAUUAUGUUGGGAGAGGCAUGCAUGAAAGACCUUCUGACUACAUCAAAUAUGUUGCUUUCUGGCUUGCAAUUCUUGGCGCAAAAUUUUCAUUCACUUAUUUUCUCCAGAUCGAACCUCUUGUUAAACCAACAAUGGAAAUAAUCAAUUUCAAACGCUUAGAGUAUGCUUGGCAUGACUUUGUUUCGAAGAAUAACCAUAAUGCUCUAACUAUUCUUUCUUUAUGGGCUCCAGUGGUAUCAAUUUACCUUUUGGAUAUCCAUGUAUUUUACACCGUGAUGUCUGCUAUAUGUGGGUUUCUCCUUGGUGCACGCGAUCGCCUGGGAGAGAUUAGGUCUGUUGAAGCAGUUCACAGAUUCUUUGAGAAGUUCCCUGAAGCAUUCAUGGAUAAACUCCAUGUUGCUGUACCGAAAAGGAAGCAGCUGCUAUCAUCGAGUCAGCAUCCAGAAUUAAACAAGUUUGAUGCAUCUAAAUUUGCUCCCUUUUGGAACGAAAUUGUGAGGAAUAUGAGGGAAGAGGAUUAUAUUAAUAACACUGAACUGGAUUUACUCUUGAUGCCUAAGAAUAAUGGAUCUCUUCCAAUUGUGCAGUGGCCUCUCUUUUUGCUUGCUAGCAAGGUUUUCUUAGCCAAAGAUAUUGCAAUUGAUUGUAAAGACUCACAAGAGGAACUAUGGCUAAGGAUAUCAAAGGAUGAAUACAUGCAAUAUGCUGUUGUAGAGUGCUAUCACAGCAUUUAUUAUAUUCUGACAUCUAUACUAGAUAAAGAAGGACGUCUCUGGGUGGAGAGGAUUUAUGUUGGUAUCCGAGAAAGCAUUUCCAAGAGGAACAUUCAGAGUGAUCUUCAUUUCAGCAGAUUGCCCAAUGUCAUUGCCAAGUUAGUUGCUGUAGCAGGAAUUUUGAAAGAAACCGAGUCUGCUGAUCUGAGGAAAGGGGCAAUUAAUGCUAUUCAAGAUCUAUAUGAAGUUGUUCAUCAUGAAGUGCUGUCUGUUGAUAUGAGUGGCAAUAUUGAUGAAUGGGAACAGAUUAAGCAAGCAAGAGCUGAAGGCCGUCUCUUCAAUAAUCUCAAGUGGCCAACUGACUCUGGAUUGAAGGACUUGAUCAAACGAUUGUACUCUCUUCUGACCAUCAAGGAGUCAGCUGCAAAUGUUCCUAAAAACCUGGAAGCUAGACGGAGAUUGGAGUUCUUUACAAACUCUCUGUUCAUGCAAAUGCCUGUUGCAAGACCUGUUUCAGAAAUGCUUUCUUUCAGCGUAUUUACUCCAUACUACUCCGAGACUGUUCUUUAUAGUAAAGAUGAACUCCAGAAGAGAAAUGAAGAUGGUAUAAGUACACUAUUUUAUCUACAGAAGAUUUAUCCAGAUGAAUGGAAGAACUUCCUUGCUCGCAUUAACAGGGAUGAAAACACAACUGACUCCGAACUUUUUAGUAGCCCUAAUGACAUGAUGGAACUACGUCUGUGGGCUUCUUACCGUGGACAGACCUUAGCACGAACUGUUCGUGGGAUGAUGUACUAUAGGAAAGCCCUUAUGCUGCAAAGUUAUUUGGAGAAGUUGCAAUCUGAAGAUAUUGAAUCUGCAGUUGCUACAACUGGUCUUGGUCUGGCUGAUAUACAUUUUGAGCUGUCUCCUGAGGCACGUGCUCAGGCUGAUUUGAAAUUUACAUAUGUGGUUACUUGCCAAAUAUAUGGGGUACAGAAGGCAGAGAGGAAACCAGAAGCUGCAGACAUAGCUCUACUAAUGCAAAGAAAUGAAGCACUCAGAGUUGCUUACGUUGAUAUUGUUGAGAGCGUUAAGAAUGGAAAGCCUAGCACCGAGUAUUACUCAAAGCUUGUUAAAGCUGACAUUCAUGGAAAGGACAAGGAAAUUUAUUCCAUUAAAUUGCCUGGCAAUUUUAAGCUGGGUGAGGGGAAGCCAGAAAACCAAAAUCAUGCCAUAAUAUUCACCCGUGGAAAUGCAGUGCAAACCAUUGAUAUGAAUCAGGAUAACUAUUUUGAGGAGGCACUCAAAAUGAGAAACCUGCUUGAGGAAUUCUAUCAGAAUCAUGGCAAGCACAAGCCUUCAAUUCUUGGUGUUAGAGAACACGUGUUCACGGGAAGUGUUUCUUCGCUGGCCUCGUUUAUGUCCAAUCAGGAAACUAGUUUUGUCACAUUGGGACAGCGUGUUCUGGCCAAUCCACUGAAAGUAAGAAUGCAUUAUGGCCAUCCAGAUGUUUUUGAUAGAAUUUUUCAUAUAACGAGGGGUGGAAUAAGUAAGGCCUCCCGUGUCAUCAAUAUCAGUGAGGAUAUUUAUGCAGGGUUCAACUCAACUCUGCGCUUAGGGAACAUAACUCAUCAUGAAUAUAUUCAGGUUGGAAAGGGAAGAGACGUUGGUCUUAAUCAGAUUGCACUGUUCGAAGGAAAAGUUGCUGGAGGAAAUGGUGAGCAAGUGCUCAGCCGGGAUAUAUACAGACUUGGACAGCUUUUUGACUUUUUCAGGAUGUUGUCCUUCUAUGUGACAACUAUUGGGUUCUACUUCUGCACCAUGCUAACUGUUUGGACCGUGUACAUAUUUCUCUAUGGGAAAACCUAUCUGGCUUUGUCUGGAGUUGGAGAAUCAAUUCAGAAUAGGGUGGAUAUAUUGCAGAACACAGCCUUGAAUGCAGCUCUGAACACACAGUUUCUUUUCCAGAUUGGUGUAUUUACUGCUAUUCCUAUGAUUCUGGGUUUCAUCCUGGAAUUUGGUGUCUUGACGGCUUUUGUCAGCUUCAUCACGAUGCAGUUCCAACUUUGCUCUGUAUUUUUUACUUUCUCCCUGGGUACAAGGACCCACUAUUUUGGCCGCACAAUACUACAUGGUGGUGCAAAGUAUAGAGCAACCGGUAGGGGUUUUGUGGUACGACAUAUCAAAUUUGCUGAAAACUACCGUCUUUAUUCCAGGAGCCAUUUUGUGAAAGGGUUGGAGGUUGCUCUUUUGUUAGUGAUCUUUUUAGCGUAUGGUUUUAACAAUGGUGGAGCAGUUGGCUACAUUUUGCUUUCCAUAAGUAGCUGGUUUAUGGCAGUUUCUUGGCUUUUUGCUCCAUACAUAUUCAAUCCAUCUGGAUUUGAAUGGCAGAAGGUCGUUGAGGAUUUCAGAGACUGGACGAAUUGGCUGUUUUACCGAGGUGGUAUUGGGGUUAAGGGAGAAGAAAGUUGGGAAGCCUGGUGGGAUGAAGAACUGGCACAUAUUCACAAUGUUGGUGGGAGGAUACUGGAAACUGUACUGAGUUUAAGAUUUUUCAUCUUCCAGUAUGGAGUUGUUUACCAUAUGGAUGCAAGCGAAUCAAGUAAAGCACUAUUGAUAUAUUGGAUAUCAUGGGCUGUGCUUGGUGGCCUUUUUGUCCUCUUACUGGUAUUCGGUUUGAAUCCCAAGGCGAUGGUGCAUUUCCAGUUGUUCCUCCGACUUAUCAAAAGCAUUGCGCUACUGAUGGUUUUGGCGGGCUUGGUUGUGGCAGUUGUGUUUACAAGCCUUAGUGUCAAAGAUGUGUUUGCUGCCAUCUUAGCAUUUGUGCCAACUGGCUGGGGAGUUCUUUCGAUCGCUGUGGCGUGGAAACCUAUUGUGAAGAAACUAGGUCUAUGGAAAACAGUGCGCUCUCUAGCUCGCCUGUACGAUGCUGGCACAGGAAUGAUCAUUUUUGUCCCGAUAGCCAUCUUUUCCUGGUUUCCUUUCAUAUCCACCUUCCAGACCCGACUUCUAUUUAACCAGGCUUUCAGCAGAGGUUUGGAGAUCUCUCUCAUUCUUGCUGGCAACAAUCCAAAUGCGGGAGUAUGACUGUAGCUGCUCCCAUCCAUCUAAGCAUCUCCAUUCAGAUCGUGGAGCUUUACAAUCACUGUUGUUCUCUCUUAGCAGUAGGAUGUAUAUAUUUCAUGGACGGGGAGUCGUGGAUGUAUCCUGUUGGCCACAUUGUUGUAUUGAUCUUAGUGCUUCUAAUUGUGAUUGCUACUGUUGUUUUGUAGCUUUAGUUGUGGAGUUAGCUUUUCAUGUUUGCUAAUACAACUGAUUAUAUUAUCCUAUUAGAUUUUGUUGAUGUAUUUCUUUUGAUCGUUAAUAUUUUGAUACGUAGAAUGAACAACCAUUUUAUUAACUUAGAGAAUGAUUUUUUCGAA
Messenger RNA from Oryza sativa Japonica Group (Japanese rice), 6336 nucleotides. The record is from RefSeq and is a predicted model, not a curated record. NCBI's taxonomy places the organism in Eukaryota, Viridiplantae, Streptophyta, Magnoliopsida, Poales, Poaceae.